Molecule: messenger RNA, 2538 nt
Organism: Macrobrachium nipponense
Lineage: Eukaryota; Metazoa; Arthropoda; Malacostraca; Decapoda; Palaemonidae
Gene: Arpc1
Product: actin-related protein 2/3 complex subunit 1A-like
Exons: 10
Coding region: 182-1303 (373 amino acids)
Biological process (GO): Arp2/3 complex-mediated actin nucleation
Cellular component (GO): actin cytoskeleton; Arp2/3 protein complex
Molecular function (GO): actin filament binding
Source: RefSeq, a predicted model, not a curated record
UUGUUUAAUAUGAAUCUGUAGAAUUUAGAAAGAGGACUUACUUAAUGUUCUGGUGUACCAUCCGAACACGGUAUUAGUCAAUUUCUGGUGGUCUUGGGUUUUAGCGUAGACUGACCAGAGUCCGCUAAUACCCCUCAACUUUUUUAUUUAAUCCAGUGUGCUUUGCUCAAAGUGAUACAUCAUGACUGAAGUCUUUCAAUUUGGGGUUGCCCCCAUCACUUGCCAUGCAUGGAAUCGAGAUCGUAGUAAGGUGGCACUUAGUCUCAAUGACAAUGAAGUCAACAUCUAUGGCCGUGCAGGUUCUGAAUGGAAACUUGAAGAAACUCUGAAAGGCCAUGAUUUACGUGUAACUGGCAUUGACUGGGCACCUACUACCAACCGAAUUGUUACUUGUGGAGCGGAUCGCAAUGCAUAUGUGUGGACUUGUGGAAGUGAUGGAAAGUGGAGCCCAACUCUGGUGCUACUUCGAAUCAAUCGUGCUGCCACUUGUGUCAAAUGGUCACCAAAUGAAAAUAAGUUUGCUGUUGGGUCUGGAGCACGUUUGAUCUCUGUGUGUUACUUUGAGCAGGAAAACAACUGGUGGGUGUCCAAACAUAUCAAGAAACCCAUCCGAUCAACAAUUACAACCCUUGACUGGCAUCCCAAUAAUGUGCUCUUGGCUGCUGGAGCUGCUGACUUCAAGGUGCGUAUCUUUUCUGCCUGGAUUAAGGACAUUGAACCAAAACCUACCCCUACUCCUUGGGGAGCCAAGAUGCCUCUUGGCCAGCUCAUGACCGAGUUCUCCAAUUCAACAGGAGGAGGUGGUUGGGUGCACAGUGUCAGUUUCUCUUCGGAUGGAAAUCGUGUGUGUUGGGUUGGUCAUGAUUCCAGUCUUACUGUAGCAGAUGCUGGAAAGGAAAUGUCCAAAACUCAGUUGAAGACCGAGUACUUACCUUUUACGGCUGUGUCCUGGAUCGCACUCAAUUCAUUGGUGGCAGUUGGUCAUGGGUGCUGUCCAAUGCUUUAUUCAGUUGAUGACACAGGAAAGUUAACUUUUAUUAGCAAGCUUGAUGUUGCACAGAAGAAGGAAACUGGAAGCUUAAGUGCCAUGAGGAAAUUCCAGUCUCUUGACCGAACUGCUCGGUCUGACCAGUCAGACACAACCCUGGCUACAGUUCAUCAGAACACCAUUACGGGUCUUGCAAUUUUUUCUGGAGAUAAAGCUGGUGCUCAGGCCAUCUCUACAUGUGGGGCAGACUCUCAACUGGUCAUAUGGAACUUUAAGUCAUUGGAACAGUCCAUUGGGGAACUCCGUAUAAGUUAAACUGCUGGAGCAGGAGGAUGGUUACAAAUGUAACUGGAAUACCAGGUUAAUGGCCCUACAUGGAUAUGGAGAGCUUUGUGCAUUUAAAUAAAUUACUUAAGGUUGAUUGUUCUUUAUAUGGUAAAUUGUUCUUUACAUGGUAAAUCUUAUCAAUUGUAUUUAUGAUUUAUUGAUUUUGUUAAAAUUCACUCUUUAUUAACCUAGUUAGCAGUGUUUCAUGAGAUGCAUUCCCAAAAUAGAUGUAUAGAAUUAAUAAUUGUUUUAUUAAGAACCUUACAUGUUCAGCUAUUUACUUUUUGUAAAAUUCAACUAAAAUUUAUUAGUGCAGAACAGUUCACUUAUUUCCGUAAGUUGCAAUUGAAAUGUAAACUUUUUAACAUGAAAAUAAAAUUCUGUAUCCUGGAUUACUUACACAUUUGCAAGAACAUCGUUGAUUCUAUUGACAGAAACCUGACAAAAGUCAUACAGAUUAAUUUGAUGAGAGAUCACUUAGAUAAAUAUUGCAUCGUCUAGACUUACCAUUAAAUAAUAUAAUUAAAGAAAUGCAACAAUCUAGCAUACCUACGAGUACUAUAUUACAAGUAGACAUCAUAAGCUUAUGGACUACAGGUAAGUAACAAACUGUCAACAUCAUAAGUUUUAGAUAGAACCAUGAAGCACUAAGCUCCUGUCCAUCCAAGAUUAAAUAUUUAGUUUCAAUAUUUAAUAGCCAAUUUAUUGACAGUCUUUCUUCCCAUACAACUUCAGUUUACUAUACAAUGCUGUGCCUAUUUCAUACUAUACUUGAUGAGAAAUCAUUUGUUUGAAGACAUAUUUAUUAUUCAGAACAUGAGCCCACAGGGGCCAUGACUUGAAAUUCAAGCUUCUAAAGAAUACAGUUUUCAUUUGAAAGAAGUAACAAAAAUGUAUUAGAAAUGAAGAAAUCGGUCAUUAAAAAAUAAUAAAUAGAGAUAAACAUGUAUUCAAAUACACAGAGAAAUGUUUUAAGGUAUUAAUAUACUGCAUCUUUGCUUGAACAUUUUAAGCUCCAACUGCAUAGCCUCAAAAUCCAAUUAAGAUUAUACAACCUAAAAUUUUAAUAAGCCGGUGAUAAAAAGACAGGUCAGUAGGGGCAAAUAACAGACAACCAUAAAAUAAGAUAUUACAGCAAAAAAUUCACAGUUAAUGUCAAAUAUUGAUGAUAAAACAUUAGUAAUGUAACAUUUUACAUUUAACUUUUUUUUUAUUAUUAAAAA